AUGAAUUCAGCAAGCGUUGUCUUGGAGGACAAAGAUGUUGCGCAUCAGCCUAAAUCCGCGAUCAACAGCCACAUUCUUGAGACUGACCAGCAACCGCUGCCGGAAGGCUCGGCAUACGUGCUCGACCAUGCUGCCGAACGCGCUCUCUGUCGCAAGUUCGACGUACGCCUACUGCCCCUCCUCGCCGUCAUGUACCUCUGCAACACUCUAGACAAAGGGAAUUUGGGCAAUGCUAAAACCAAUAACCUAGAAAAGAACUUGAACCUGACUGGCAAUCAGUACAAUAUUAUUCUAAGCGUAUUCUAUGUGCCGUUUGUGCUCGGUGCGCCUCCGAUUGCUAUGAUAGGAAAAAAAUACGGUCCUGCUAUAGUCCUACCCGCUCUCAUGGCAUGUUUUGGGAUACUGACACUCUUGCUCGUUGCUGCGACAAAUUUUAGUGGCAUGGUGGCCCUUCGAUGGUUUAUUGGGCUCACCGAAUCGGCCUUUUUUGCACUUCUAGUCUAUUAUCUCACGACAUUCUACCGCCGAAGCGAGCUCGGCCGUCGUCUCGCUAUCACCUACGCCGCAGGGAACAUGGCUAACGCCUUCUCGGGACUGCUAGCCUUUGCCAUCUUUCGUAUCAAGAAUCAUCGCUUUUACUCAUGGCGGUAUUUGUUCCUCAUUGAGGGUCUCCUUACCUUCGGACUUGCCAUUAUUGCCUACCUCAACCUACCUUUUGACGUAACGAGCGCCCGUUUCCUAAAUGAGGAAGAAAAAAAACUGGCAUAUCACCGCCUGCAAACCGAUUCAUCCUCCACUGUGAAUGAACCCUUCAAUCUGAAGGAAGCGGUCAGGAUAUUCAAUCAGCCGACGACCUAUGUUUUCCUUGCCAUCGAAAUGUGUCUCGGUGUACCACUUCAGUCCGCGUCGCUCUUUCUUCCCCAGAUUGUGGCUAGACUCGGCUACUCCACGGUCAAGACCAAUCUCUUCACCGUGGCGCCCAAUAUUUGUGGUGCCGUCGUCCUCCUGAUCUUAGCAUUUUCGUCUGAUUUUACCCGGUGUCGCAGUAUUUUCAUCAUUAUAGGCUUUGCCUUGGCCUUUGUUGGGUUUACCAUUCACGCCACAAUUGAUGUCGUCACUCACACCCGCAUCGCCUAUUUUGCCACCUUCCUAAUAUGCUCGGGCGUUUCUGUUCCAUCGGCGCUUUUAAGUACUUGGUAUAAUAAUAAUGUUCCACAUGAAGGUCGGCGAGUGAUGUUGACCAGCGUGGGAGUACCACUCGCCAACCUUAUGGGAUUGGUCAGUAGCAAUAUCUUUUCACCUCAAACCGCACCCAAGUAUCGACCAGCUUUGGUGACGACGGCUGCAUUUGGGGGUACGGGCGCUCUAAUAACAGCCUCACUGGCGCUCUUUAUGACCCUAGAUAAUCGAAAGAGGAAUAAGAAGUUUGGGAGAAAGUUGACGACAGGAGAUGUCUCAACCGAGUUGUUGCAAGAGGGACCUGGCGUAGCUGAGUUUCGAUGGUUUUUGUAG
Molecule: messenger RNA, 1512 nt
Organism: Blumeria graminis f. sp. triticale
Lineage: Eukaryota; Fungi; Ascomycota; Leotiomycetes; Helotiales; Erysiphaceae
Source: the annotation of a GenBank genome assembly